UUUCAAACAAGGCACACAAAAACAUUAGUUUUAGCACAUUAGCACAUACAACACUGACGGAAUGGAUCGCAGAAUCACGGGAGUACACGCGGCAAACGAUAUACCAUACUGGAGAUCAUAUCGCCUAUCGCUUGCGAUCAUCAGUUUCAUCGGCUUCAUCUUUGUGUAUGUUGUCCGAACCAACUUUUCCAUCGCUAUGGUAUGCAUGGUCAAACGCCCAUUUAGGAACUCUACGAGUGCAAUGAACGAAACAAAACUAAAAAUAGGAAAUAACACACGUUUUACAGAAAUCGACAUUGAAGAUGAAGCAUGUAGCCUUGUAGCACAAAUCAACGAUUAUACGCAUGGGGAGUUUGAAUGGGAUCGACGGCUGCAGGGAUUGUUGCUCAGUUCAUUUUUCUAUGGAUAUGUCGUGACGCAACUUCCGGCUGGCAUAAUGGCUGACAAAUUUGGCGGGAAAAGAGUGUUUGGUUUUGGAAUGCUCGUUACAGUGGUUGCAAUGGUGCUCAUUCCUAUCGGCGCACGGUUCCACAUCUCUAUAGUAUUCAUCUGCCGAGUGCUAAUGGGACUUGGUACAGGCGUAGUAUUUCCUGCUAUGCACUCGAUGUGGGGGAAGUGGGCGCCACCAUUAGAGCGAAGUAAAUUAAUGACAUUUUGUUAUUCUGGUGUUAAUAUAGGAACAGUUCUUUCCCUGACAGUUUCUGGUUUACUGUGUCACACAGGAAUAGAUGGAGGAUGGCCAUCCAUCUUCUAUGUGUCUGGUGUUAAUAUAGGAACAGUUCUUUCCCUGACAGUUUCUGGUUUACUGUGUCACACAGGAAUAGAUGGAGGAUGGCCAUCCAUCUUCUAUGUGUCUGGUGGAGCGACAUUUCUUUGGAUACUGCUUUGGGCGUUUUUCGUAUUUGAUACACCACGUGACCAUCCUAGAAUCACGGAUGUGGAGCGAGAUUACAUCGAGAGUUCAAUUGGUCAAAUAUCAACAAAGAAGAGGAAAUCUAUUAUAGUUCCUUGGCUAGAACUGUGGAAAUCCAAACCACUGUGGGCGAUAAUAACGGCCCAUGUUUGUAAUAAUUGGGGUGGUUACACCUUGUUGACAAGUUUACCUACAUACAUGAGAGACGUCUUAAAGUUUCACAUUCGAUCAAAUGGCUUUCUCUCAGCGCUUCCCUACAUAUGUAUGUGGCUUUUCUUUAUACUUGGUGGCCAAGUGGCUGACCAUUUACGUAAAAAACAAAAACUUUCAACGGAAGCAACCAGGAAGCUUUUCCAAACAAUAGCUUUUUUGGGGGCAGCCAUUUUCAUGCUCGCCACUGGAUUUAUGAAUUGCGAGAGGCGCUAUCUUGCUGUCGCAUUUCUCACGAUAGGGGUCACUCUUCAAGGGGCAGGAGCAUCUGGCUUUGUCGUCAACCAUGUAGACAUAGCCCCGAUGUAUGCCGGUGUGUUAUAUGGCAUAACUAACACUGCAGGAACACUUUCUGGCAUAUUCUCUCCAAUGGUUGUUGGUGUAAUAGCUCCAAAUGGGACAGCUGCAGAAUGGCGGACAGUGUUUUAUAUUUGUGCUGGGGUCUACAUAUUUGGACUUGCCGUAUUCUUGAUCCUCGCAAAAGGGGAGGUCCAACCGUGGGCCACAGCUAGCAGAUACACAGAAGAAAACUUUCCUAUGGAUGAACACAUCCAAAAGCGCCUCGUUGAUAAACAAGAUAAAACAAGAUAAACAACUCGAACUGAUAACGAAUGAGGAAUGACCAAUCUAGAAAACCACAAUCAAAAGCAUGAUUGAUUUAAAAACUGAAAAUUUUUUGUCAUGAGCCUAUGCGAAAGAGGUUAUUCUUUGAAGGUCAGAUAAAGAAAUAUAUCAUAUAUUUUCACCCGGUCAUUCUAAAACUGAAUAAAACAG
This is a messenger RNA of Owenia fusiformis, 1897 nucleotides long. Lineage: Eukaryota; Metazoa; Annelida; Polychaeta; Sabellida; Oweniidae. The record is from the annotation of a GenBank genome assembly.